AGGCCAUACGUAAUGUAUACGAUUAAAGCACUAGUUCGGUCUCUUUUGAAAAGUGGAGACAUGGCUUUGUGUAAAGUUUUGUAUAUAACCGUUUUAAUUUUAGUACUCUGCGGAAUAUCUACACAUGGACAGAAGAAAAAAGAGGCAAUGCUGUCCGAGAAGGUGGGACAGUUGAUGGACUGGGCUGGUAAAAGAGCGGUCAUUCGUAUGAAUGGGGAGAAGUUUCGACGGUUUGUGAAAGCGCCCCCGAGGAACUACUCUGUGGUGGUCAUGUUUACUGCUCUGCAGCCUCAGAGGCAGUGUGGGGUGUGCAAGCAGGCAGAUGAAGAAUAUCAGAUCCUGGCCAAUUCGUGGCGUUACUCUAGUGCCUUCACCAACAAGAUCUUUUUUGCAACUGUUGACUUUGAUGAUGGCUCAGACGUGUUUCACAUGCUGAAUAUGAACUCUGCACCCACGUUCAUGCACUUUCCCCCGAAAGGAAAGCCCAAAAGAGCUGACACAUACGAGCUCCAGGUGCGAGGAUUUGCAGCUGAACAGAUUUCCCGUUGGAUUGCUGACAGAACUGACGUCAAUAUCCGAGUUAUCAGGCCUCCAAAUUACGCUGGUCCUCUGAUGCUAGGCUUCCUGCUUGCUGUGAUUGGAGGGCUUGUGUAUCUCAGAAGAAAUAACCUGGAGUUUCUCUACAAUAAAAAUGCCUGGGCAUUCGCUGCUUUAUGCUUUGUCCUGAUCAUGACUUCAGGACAGAUGUGGAACCACAUUCGUGGCCCUCCGUAUGCUCACAAGAAUCCGCACACGGGACAAGUGAGUUACAUCCAUGGCAGCAGUCAGGCCCAGUUUGUUGCUGAAACUCAUAUUGUUCUGUUGUUCAAUUCUGCUGUCACCUUGGGAAUGGUACUUUUGCAUGAAGCAGCAACUUCAGAUAUGGAAAUUGGAAAAAGGAAGAUCAUGUGUGUUGCUGGCGUUGCGUUGGUGGUGUUUUUCUUUAGCUGGUUGUUGUCGAUUUUCAGAGCCAAAUACCAUGGAUAUCCUUACAGUUUCCUUCUGAGUUAGAAAAAGACCUCAAAGGGAGAUGAGAAUGGGGAUCUGCAUCUGACUGUCCCAUCAAAGGAGAGGCAUUCAUCUGGUCUGUUGUGGUCUUCUACGUGCAAGAAGCCUAACCAGUGGAACACUUGAACCAAAUUAUAAAAAGUGCCUUAAGUUUAAAUGAAUGGGAGUGCAUUCAUCAGAGUUCUCUGUACUGAUGUUUCAUGUGUUUAUUUUCUUUUAUUUUUUUGUCCCCAAGUAAAUUAUAUAUGCAUUUUCACACAUCUAAAACAAGGUCAAAUGGAUAAUUCACUAGUAUCUUCACCCUCAGCCUUAGUUACAAGUUAGACUGUAGAAUUUGAAAUGUAUUGUACUUCAUAAUCUGGAAUGGGAUUGUGAUCUUGGCUUUGUCAUCUAGUCACACGUCGAACAGGAAACACCAGAUACUGUCAUCUAAUUCAGUGAAGCAGUUUUAAGGUAAAACGUAAGACAAAAUAAUGUCCUGGUUAGGAUUCAAACUGGGGGAGUGCAGGAUAACCAAGAUUAUAUUGAGCCUCACUGUUCUCUGUGAGUUACAGCAGUUUUCUUUGGCACGUUUGCAGCACUUUUCUCAAAGCCUUUAAUAACCUAAAAGCCCUAAAUCAAAGAAUAAACACACUGGUUGAUGUUCUGUGUUUUUUCUUCUUUUUUUGGUCAAAUGGGUUAAUAGUUCCCAUCAUACUGUUCAAGAUGUACGUGAUGCUAUUAAAGCCAAACAUCAUUAAUCUGUUAUUCAAGACAACUAAAGAUAUAGCACUAGAAAUAAAUUAAUGUUUUUAGGCAUUUAUUCAUGUGUUCUCUUCUUGUAUGAAUGUUACAUGCAUUGUUUAUUUCCGUAGAGUACUUUCAAAACAUUUCAGUACUCUGCAUCCAAAAGCAGUUCUGUCAGUUGCUUAUUUUGAAUUGAAUAUGUGUUCAAGACGUUGCUCUGCAGUUUGGCAGUUUUAAAAUUACACCAAGAGUGCCCAGCUGAAACAUAUCUCAUUCCAAAGCAGCCUUACUUUGGAUUUAGAAUUGCUUAAUUGCUGAAGAGCUUAAUGGAAUACACCAAGAAGACCAAGACCUUUAAAGUAAUAACAUUAGUUUAGGCAUACAGUACAAUGUUUAUGUUUUAGAAUUUUAUUUGAUUUAUAUUCAGUCAGUUUCACCAUAAACUCAUCUUUUCAAUACAUCAAGUUUCAGAUAAAAUUCAGAAAACCCACUAGAUUCUCUCAUAUCCCAAGUGUUCCAUCUCUGGUCGGUGAGCAAAAUAAACCAGUUUUCAUUUCAAACUCGGAUAGAUGAAGCUGUCCAGAGUUUUAAAGUUUGGGUUAGCAAAACAAAAGGUACUGUUUCAGGGAGUCUGAUGGAACUGACCAUUUGUGAUGGUAAUUUGAGUAUAAGCAAAAAACUUUACUUAAUGUUUAUGCAGGGAAUACAGUUGUCCCAAUAAUUAUUUUCUAUAAAGGCACUUAUGAUAGGCAAAUAAUAAUACCUCUUAUCCCAAAUAUAAAAAUAUUUUUUUUUAAUUAAAAAAAAAAACUUUUGUGCUAUACAGGGACAGAGCAGUCUUAAGCUCAGAGUUCUACCCUGCACUCUGUGCAUUGCCUUCUCUGGCCCACUCCAAGAAAACCAGCUUCCCAAUAGAUAACCUUUACUGGGUGAUUUUCAGAUUGCUUCAAUUAUUGUAAGCUAUGGGGGAAAAAAAUGUUAGGAGUAAAAUGCUUUGAUGCUAACAUUACUUGUAACUUGCACAGUUUUGUUCACAUUUUAUUUAAAAAAACUGAAUGUUUUAAAAUGCUCCAAAUAAAAGUUAGAGUUAUCUGUUCUGUUGACAGGCAGAGUGACAUUUUGCUGAUGAAGAGGUUAGAGCUGACUUCCAAGAUUUUGUUUUGCAAAUAAAAGGUGCUUUUACAGAAAA
Lepisosteus oculatus (spotted gar) is the source of this 2962-nucleotide messenger RNA. RefSeq names its product magnesium transporter protein 1. Lineage: Eukaryota; Metazoa; Chordata; Actinopteri; Semionotiformes; Lepisosteidae. Gene Ontology annotation, cellular component: oligosaccharyltransferase complex. The record is from RefSeq and is a predicted model, not a curated record.